Molecule: messenger RNA, 3326 nt
Organism: Diuraphis noxia (Russian wheat aphid)
Lineage: Eukaryota; Metazoa; Arthropoda; Insecta; Hemiptera; Aphididae
Product: solute carrier organic anion transporter family member 74D-like
Biological process (GO): transmembrane transport; sodium-independent organic anion transport
Cellular component (GO): basolateral plasma membrane
Molecular function (GO): protein binding
Source: RefSeq, a predicted model, not a curated record
UAGUGCCUACCGACUUGCCGCGGCGCACUCGGCCCGAACACUGUCAGUGGGCAUCGCGCACGCCGUUCUCGUCCAGACGAUUUAAAAUAUAAUUUCUUAUUAAGUUCUAAAAUAUUUAAAUCGGUACCUACCCACUGCAACCGCAUACCGUCAAAAGUGUGUCGUGUGUUCGAUUUUUCGUUUUGCCGCGGUGGAGACGAUGACGACRGCGGCGGCGACGACGACAUCACAGGAUACCACCGUAACAGUGUCGUAUUCGGGCAACGCGACGUCGGUUCUUCAUAAUAAUAUUAAUGUCGUUGUAAUACCAAAACUUGGUUCGUUAUUACACCACGGUGGUGUACACUGAAACGACAUACGCGCGAGAGUGCACCCAGUCGUGGAAGAAGAAUAUUAAAACAUUGCAACAUAACUCGGCUGCAGUUUAUUUAGUAUAUCAUAAUAUUUUAAUAUAUUAUUAUCAAUCGGGACAGUGAUCAUAGUUAUAGUCGACGACGAUAAUAUGACUAAUCCGUACUCUCGCCCGACAGUACAGCCGCACAUUGAAGACCUGCCGUCCGAUUGCGGGUUGCAAUGGCUAGGAUAUUCGUUAUGUCGGUCUUGGAUUAGAUGCGCAACAGCUGGAAAAUAUUUGACUACCAUAACACUGUUUGUUUUUUUCCAAACAGCAUCGCAGAGAUACUUUUUUUCGACGUUAGAAUCGAGAAGUUAUAAUAUACCUAAAGAUAUAUCAAAUUGGCUGUGGAUUCUCAGUGGAUUUGUUCAUUUGACKCUGUCAACCUUCAUUGGAUACCGAGGGGGUAAACGCAACAAGAAUUCAUGGAUUGCAUUUUUUGGGAUUCUGCAAGGAAUUUUGGCUGUCUUACUGGCGAUGAUCAACGCGUCCGAUCAUUACAGCUUUCAACGACCUUCAGCUUUAAUUUUGGCUACAUUAGGAGAUACUCCAUUAUGCGACUCUAUUCACGGCGCUCACAUAAAGGAACCAUACAUCCCGUUUCACUUGGUGAAAACUACAGUAUUAUUCUUGCUCCAAGUCACCAUGUCACUAGGAAGCACAGCUCUAUUGGCUCUUGGUCUUGGUCUACUUGACGAAUCAGUAGCCCCAACYAAAAUACCGGCUUGCAUAGGUGUUGUCAUCGGUUCGUCACUGUUGGGACUUCAGACGGGGUUGAUGGUGGGGAAAUUUGCAUUCCACGUGAGCGCGGAGUUCAACUUGGCCGGUGACGUCGUGUGGCUUAUUAUUGGUUUGAUACUGAUUGUUGUAUCUUUUAUCGUGGCUCUAUAUCCAAGCAGACUGGUCACGAGCCGUGCUUCAACGUUAAUACGCAAUAGCCCAAUUUAUCGAAACAACAGAUACGAUUUCAGGAGCACGCUAGGAAGAAUUUUCAGUAACAAGUUAAUUUUAUCCAAUAUUGCAGCCAUCGCUUGUGUGUACACAGUAUUAAUCAAUAUGUUGUACGAAGAACCUAAUUAUAUGGAGUCAGUGUUUUUCGUGCCCAAACACACAACGGAUGCAACUGAUCAAAAUACCAUAAUCAUAGAUUUUUUGAGAUAUCCUUUGGCAGCUGUUUGCGUGUUUUUAUCUGGCGUGUUAAUAUGCAUUACACAGCCAAGGGCUACAUUGUUAGCCGCUUGGAACAUUGGCAUAAUUUGUGUUGUGACUAUAUUAGUUUUCACUAGUAUGUUUCUUCGAUGUUCCAAAAUACAAGUACACAAUCAAAUAACACACAAGUCCGAUUUAAAUGAAUUUUGCAAUAAGGAUUGCAAUUGUCCAGACAAUAUUCCAUUUGAACCGGUUUGUUCGUCCAACAGUCAUAUUGUCUAUUAUUCACCCUGUCACGCUGGCUGCAGGACCCAGGAUCUGUAUUCGAGACAGGAGUACGUGGGGUGUGCUUGCGUCCAAACUGAAUCCGCCAGCAAACGCGCUUGUUAUGAUCAUAAUUGCCACCAAAUGAACGUCGGGUAUCAAUCAAUUUCAGUAUUGAUUCUGUCGUUAUUAGGGACGUGUAUAGUUGGAACAAUCAUUUUACUUCUAAGAAGCGUCGAACCUGAUGAUCGUACCACAGCUUUGGGAUUCGCAGUGACUUCCAUUUGUUUGAUGGGACAUGUUCCUGGAAAAAUACUCUACCUAUUUAUUGGACAUGUAACUUGUAUUUUGUAUGACAGUAACGAUCAGUGCCGAUUAAAUGGUGCGGCAACGUUUUCCACCUAUCUUAGUCUGUCGAAUAUAUGUAUACUCAUGACGUCAGCAGCGCUUUAUGCAUGCGUGUGCUUAAUGUCAAGGCCAAUACGUCCAUACGGAACUUCGGAUUCUGUGAAAAAAUUUAUCGUUAGCUCAGUAUCGAGUCCGUUAAGUCCAUUAACUCCACCUGGGUUUGAAGAACGAGCGCCCACGCCAACCAGAAAGCCGCCGAAGAGAAGACCGUCUGAUUUAACGUUUUCUGCUUCGAACACCAAUAUUGAUUUUACCAGACAUACGGACGACUAUUCGCCUAGGAGUCCCGGAACAACGCUCAGAGAAGGAGGGGUCUUAACUACAUUACUGUAAACUUUUAUAAAAUAUUGUAUACCCGUGAACUAAGAAGGAUAUAUUAUGUGAUCUAAAUAUCCUAUGAUUCAGGUCGAUGAAUUUAUUAUAUAUACAUUAUACAUAUAUACCUAAUACCUAUACAUUAUACAGCUACAGAAGUGUUCAAUGACUUAUUAUUAUACCUAUAUAAUAUUAUAAUAUAUGUGCUUCAUUAAGCGAAUACAAAAWUAAAAUUAGACACGCCAUACUAUUUAAUUUGAUAGUGUAUUACGUACCAAUCUAGUCUAUGGCUUAGGCUAUGUAAURGAGGAUAUAUUUUGGUCCUUACUCCUAAUAUAUUAAACUUAAUAAUGUUAMAUAACUGUGUUUGUAAAACAAUUAUAAACAUAACGAAUAUUUUAUAUACGUACUGAUCUAAUGAAAAGUUGUAUUAAUGGUAUGAGAAUAAUCAAAUCUAAUUAUAAUUUUAAAUUAUAAUGGUUUACCUAAAGUAGAAUGAUUAACUAAGUAGUAAUAUCGGUAAUGUAUAAUAUUUAUGGUUUUAAUUAAUAAAUUACGAUUUUAAUUGUACUCAAAGUUGUUUAAUUUGUAAAGACUAAUGAUUGACAUAUUUUGGUGUUAACCACUGCAGGUAUUUGUGUGAAUAUAUGUUUAUUUAUUAUGUUUUUUAUACAUUAUAAUGUAUCAUUAAUUUUAUUUCGUUUUAAGUUAAACCCUUAAAAUAGUUACAAAAUAAAUAAAAAUUUUCAUCGUUAAAUGCUAUUAUGAAUUCAUAUGACUAGCCGACUAACCAUAA